Molecule: messenger RNA, 1017 nt
Organism: Leishmania braziliensis MHOM/BR/75/M2904
Lineage: Eukaryota; Euglenozoa; Kinetoplastea; Trypanosomatida; Trypanosomatidae
Exons: 1
Coding region: 1-1017 (338 amino acids)
Source: RefSeq, a predicted model, not a curated record
AUGGAGAGUAACCACAUCUACACGAUGCUGCAGCAGCAACAGGCGGUAGCCGUGGCCGCGGCUCAGUUGGAGCAAGCGUAUAACCAGACCUGCUACAUGCUGCAGCAGUGCUCGCAUAAUGCGCUUCUCACGGUUCUCAUGUCGCUGCUGACUGACUACCCCACUACCCUAGUCCAGCCAAUCCGCAUGCGAGUGGAGCAGGUGUUGGCACAUCAGAUGUCUCCGGCCGCCCCGGGACGUGUGAUGGUGUCAGGACGAAGGGUAAGUGACUUCGUGCCGAACAGCAGCGCCGCGCCGUGGACACCGUCAAGCAUGCGUGGCAGCGCCGCCCCAACCCCCACGGCGAACAGCACCACCCCCAGUCACCGUCGCGGUAGGGGCCACAAAGGUAAAGAGGAGGAGCAGGAAAUGUGCAGCAUACACAACAACUUGCGGGCGAUUAAGCACCUCCAGCUAAAUGUCUCCACGGGACUGUACGAGUGCAUCCACGGCUUUCACUGCCUUGUGGACGGUCCGGCUGGCGCAUCUCCAAAGCGGGCAACCACAACCCUUGCGGUGUCUCCAUCAGUUCCUAUCUCCCGCACCAACGACCCCACUUCGCCUGUCGAAAGCCAACCGUUCGUCUCACCCCCUACCGUCGUCGCCCCGGCUUCUGCGGAGUCGCGCUUCAGCGUGUCGGAGGUUGAGGCACUGCGGAUGUUGGGGUACUCUCUUCCGAACACCAGCCCCGACCAACCUCAGCCACACCUCGCCUAUGAUUCGUCUCGCCCACAGUCAACACUGCAGCAGUCCCACCAGCAGUUUUCGCACACAUCGCUGCACAGCUCAGGCCUCGGCCUUAGUGGCCCCAGCCCCCACGACCCCGAGAGCGCACAGCUCGGCAAUGGGGGCGGGUUCACGGUGAUCAGCGGCGAUCGGUCCAGCACUGGUACCUCGCCACUCGACCCUCGGCUUAACAUGGACAUACCCUCACUCGAGUACCUCCUGCAGAGCGUGCGCGAUAUCGAUGAUGACUAG